Messenger RNA from Lytechinus variegatus (green sea urchin), 2741 nucleotides. RefSeq lists its product as uncharacterized. Lineage: Eukaryota; Metazoa; Echinodermata; Echinoidea; Temnopleuroida; Toxopneustidae. The transcript has a single exon. The record is from RefSeq and is a predicted model, not a curated record. The coding region runs from base 124 to 2733 and encodes 869 amino acids.
GUACUUGAAUAUACCACAGCUCGUCAUUAUCCUGUCUGCCGGUUUUCUGUGCCCGGAUUCUAAGUUCACUCUAACUUUUGAGCAGCCUCUGUCUUUCCACGUCAUCUUUUGGAGUAGUUGAAAAUGCCGAAAGUAAAGCAGGGAAGGAAAAAUGCUGGCAAGCCUGCAACGCCUCGUCGCACGCGGAAGGCUGGGACUGGGAGUGCAUCGUCUACCUCGGUCGUCGAAGAGGACGUCGCUGGAGCCGGCACGAGUAUUAUAAACGGUGAGUCUGAUACUGUAGGGGCUCCCUGGCCCAUAGUUACCCCUCCCGGCGCUGCGCAUAGUUCUGAGGCAACUCAUGAAAUUCAGGCGCCUUCACAUCCCCCUGAUACUCCUGUUACCCUCCCCAUUUAUGAUGCUUCUGGCAUUACCCCUCCGACACAGCCGGCUAUGCUGAGCUGCGUAUGCGAUGAGCUGGGUAGUGAGGUUCCUCUCGGGAUCAAAGAAAAGAUUUGGAGUGGUGAAUAUUUUGAUCUCGGUUUGCUACUAAAAAGGGACGGCGCGCAGUUAGAUUCCGCUCAAUCAUUCAGCCUCUGUUCUACGGGGGCUGCAGUAGUUUUGCGGCCGCAUAGCAAGCCCCCUGUGCUGUCUAAUAUUGAACAGUGGACAUCAGCUUUUCUGAUUUUCGCGUCGAUAUAUCUAGAGCGUCAUCCAGCUCGGGCUCGGGAAUUAUUGAAGUACAUGGACAUCGUACGUUCCAUUGUACGAUAUGGGGGGGUCAAUUGGCGGUCUUAUGAUGCGCAAUUUCGCCUCCGUCAGGCGCGUCACCCCUUUAGAUCCUGGGCGUCAAUCGACUCUGAACUAUGGCUGACAAUCACAACAGCGAUCACAAUUUUCAAUAUCCCGCCUCGUCAUCCCUCGCCUCCAGGAGCCAGCCCUUUCGCCCAUACGGGCGGGGAGCAAGCCGCAUGCCCCCGUCUCGGCAAUAUGGUUCAAACCGCGUCGGCAUCCCCCGACCCCCGCUGCUCUGUUACGCAUUCAAUGACACCGGGUCAUGCAGCCGAGUUAACUGCCGUUUUCUGCACAGAUGCAGAAACUGUUCCGCAACUUCCCAUGGCACCCACGCCUGCGUCAAACCCGCCGCCGCCGCCAGUAGCAAACGGGUGCCAGGCUCAAACACCAAUUAAUUUGAAACGCAUGCUUCGUUUUCUUAAUAAGUACGCCAGACGCGAUGAUGCCGCCCAACUUAUUUCUGGGUUCCGAUUUGGGUUCUCUCUUGGUUUUACUGGGCUCCGUCACCCUGUUUCUUCACGAAAUCUGAAAUCGGCAGGGGAGCUGAAGGAUAUUUUAAAGGAUAAGAUACAGAAAGAAAUUAGCCUGGGUAGAAUUGCCGGUCCUUUCCAAAAUCCACCCUUUCCGAAUUUUCGCUGCUCCCCUAUAGGGCUUGUUCCCAAGCGUACCCCGGGGGAAUUUCGCCUUAUUCAACACCUCUCAGCUCCUCGAGGUCAAUCGGUCAAUGAGUUUAUUAACUCAGAUCUAUGCUCCGUAUCAUACACUUCGUUCGACGAAGCUGUUAAUCUUGUUUCACGCCUCGGUCAAGGUGCAUUUAUGGGCAAGGCAGAUAUCAAAUCUGCAUUUCGGCUGCUGCCGGUCCACCCUUCUGAUUUUGAACUCCUCGGUUUCUGCGUUGACGGGGAAUAUUUUUACGACAAAUGUUUGCCUAUGGGCUGUGCUAUAUCAUGUGCGCACUUUGAACGGUUUAGCACUUUUCUCGAGUCUUGUUGUCGCAACCUAGCUAAUACUGACCGCAUUCUGCAUUAUCUAGACGAUUUCUUCUUCGCCGGCGCUUCGCGCGAGGAGUGUGAAUCGUCUAUGAGGCAUUUUUUGGCUAUGUGCGAGGCUUUUGGAGUCCCUAUUGCAAGCGAGAAAACGGAAGGGCCCGUUUCUUCUAUCACCUUUUUAGGUUUAGAGAUUGAUGCGAUAGCAAUGAAAGUUCGCGUUCCUAGUCAGAAAAUCGACUCCCUGCAGGCAGCGUUGCGUCACUGUGAAGCGCAAAAGAAGUUGACAUUGAGACAAUUGCAAUCGCUUAUCGGCAGCCUUAAUUUUGUGUGUAAAGCUGUUGCUCCAGGUAGGGCAUUUCUUAGGCGUCUUAUCGAUUUGACUCGAGGCGUCCGUCGUCCGGAGCACCGAAUUCGCAUAUCGAAAGGGGCAAGAGCUGAUUUACAGGCGUGGGCUCUGUUUUUAUCCGAGUUUAAUGGCACCGUCAUGUUUUCUCACCCAAACUGGCGCUCAAACACCGAAUUUCAGUUUUUCACAGAUGCAGCAGCUAGCAUUGGUUUUGGCAUUUUCUUUCAGAACAAAUGGGCACAGGGCCGUUGGCCUGCAGCGAUUUUGGAUGCAGGUUUUUCCAUUGCCUUCUUAGAGCUAUUUCCGAUUGUGGCGGGUAUCCGGUUAUGGGGGGCGCGUUUAGCUAACAACCGGGUUCUUUUCUGGUCGGAUAACCAAACCGUUGUGCAUGUUGUUAAUUCGCAAACAUCUAAGUGCAAACACAUCAUGAAGCUAGUUAGGAUUUUGGUAGGGCUUUGCUUGAAAUACAACAUUCUUUUUAGGGCGCGUUACGUGCCUGGCUCUUCCAACGAAAUAGCUGACUCCCUCUCUCGUUUUCAGAUGGAAAGGUUUCGGCAGCUAGCACCGGGCGCCGAUCAGCGGGGAUGCGUCAUACCCAUCCAUCUGUGGCGGACCUUUUUGUAGAGAGGAAU